AAAAAAGUAAAAGUUAUACUCUCUCCGUCGACUCUUGAAUCUUAGGGUAUUCAACGCGCCCCUGCUAUUUCAUGCCCGGCACGUUUCUCAGCUCAUUUCAAUCUGCGCCUAAACCAAGGCAGGAAGAAAACUUUCAGUGAAAACGUAUGACUCGAGAAUCUAAAGUUUCUUCUAUUGAUGCACUUCGCGUAGAGGUAUUUUCUUAUAAAAAUUGUUUGAGAAAAUUUUUUUUCCAACAUUUUUCUACCGAAAGAAGAAAAGAAAAUAUGAUAAAAAUAUAAGUUAUACGCGUUCGUUUCUUGUCUGCAGUAAAAAGUCGAAGUACACGAAAUUAUUUUAAUUGCAGAAUUUAAGAAAAUAAUAAUAACUAAUUGUAAGAUUCCAACCCACAAGGGUGAUGCAGUUCUGCUAAAGAUGAAAAAAAUUUAAUAAAUAAAAAUCAGAGGACUGCUCCAGCACUGCGCGGAACUUCCGCCACGACCAUUUUCCAAUUCAUUAUUUUUUCCGACUCGAGUUUAACGUUCCCAGGAGUAAUAGAGUGGUGCGCAUCACUGACAUUGCUGCGGGUCUUUCCGUUUAGAAUGUAGAGAAUAUAGGUAUGUUUGAUCAGAACUAUGUAGGUCUGUUCCUAAUUACGUUAAAAGUGCUGCAUUUUCCAUUGCUCGAAGCAAUAAUUUUAUCCUUAGGUAUGCAGCUCUUGAACUUACUGAUAUUUCCAUGCUCCAGAAAAUAUUAUGUACCGUCGACCCUUGCCAUUGCAAUUCUGCCAUGUGUACUUAUACCUAUAUCUAUGUACUAGGGAUUCCAAGAUAAAGUCGCAGCAUGAUUCUCCAGUUCAACCUCGACAUAUUUCAACCUCCGGUUCUAAUAUCGCCAGUGUAGAAGAGUGCUGCCAACUUGAGUAGUUUCAAAGGAUUCAUAUAUUAUGGUCAGCCUCCAGGGAGAUAAAUCUGGAAUGAUUUCACAAAAAUUCGGGAGAUUUACGCUAGUCGCUGAAAACAGAGAUGACGAAUCGGCUGAUAUCGGUUACUUUGAAAUAGAAGAUUCUAGUUUUACUAAAUUCUCCGAUAAGUGUCCAAACGCCGUAAUCGAAGCCUCGAAAAUUCCGAAAGAAGAAGUUACCGUCGCUUGGAUGAGCCCCAUGGAAGACGCUGGGUGCAUUUUGAUCAGGGCAACCGUAGUAGAAUCUCGGGAAACGUGGUACAUGGAUGAGGGUGGUUUGACUGUGACGCUGUGCCAGUUCUCAGCUUCUGAAAUCGACGACCCAGGUCCCGUACUUUCAACGUGUUGCGCUUGUGACGAAGCAAAGUACGAGGUGACGUUUGAAGGUCUUUGGUCUCGAAACACGCACCCAAAGGACUUUCCCAGCAACGGAUGGUUGACGAGAUUUUCAGACGUAAUCGGUGCUUCGCACACCGUGGAUUACAGGUUUUGGGAAUACGCGGAAGUAGCCAGCGAAGGACUGAAACAAGUCGCUGAACGGGGAGCUACAAGGAUGCUUGAAUCCGAAUUGAAAGACGAGAGCGAACACAUCAGGACUAUUAUAAAAGCCAGAGGAAUUAGCUAUCCCAAUGUCACGGGAAGAACCUUUGCCGUUUUUCGCGUUGAUAGAAAGCACCAUCUCAUGUCGCUCGUUUCUAUGAUCGAUCCCUCGCCGGACUGGAUCGUCGGUGUUUCAGGACUCGAACUUUGCCUGUCAAACUGUUCCUGGAUAGAACAUAAGGAGUUGAAUUUGUACCCUUACGACGCAGGAACAGACAGCGGAAUUACUUACAUCUCACCAGAUUCUCCUACAAUCCCAAGAGAACCUAUUCGCCGAAUAACUUCAACGUUUCCGCAUGACAACCGAUCACCGUUUUACGAUGAAAGUGGCAUCGAUAUGAAACCAAUAGCAAAACUUUACCUCAACCGACAACGUCUCUAUGAAAAAACCUGCGACGAUCCGCAACCCGUUGUGGGUCCAACAGGUGGGCGUCCCGGACACGGCAAACCUGGUCAUACUGUUCGUAAGGCAUGCGAGGUGAGCGGCUGGAGUAAAUUCGGCGAAUGUUCACGGUCGUGCGGCCGAGGGCAUAAACUUCGUCAAAGACAUUAUAUAGACCCAGAAGCAGCUUCAGCGAGUAAUUGCAAACGCGAAUUAACUGGAAGAACAAAGUGCAACGUUGAACGCUGCCCUGGUCAUUCCACGCGUCCUGGUCUGACCGCGGAAAUGUGUGAGUUGGAGGAAUGGACGGCGUGGUCAUCGUGUACGACAACAUGUGGUGCGGGUUUAAAAACACGUUCGCGAAAAUACAAAAAUCGAAAGUACAGAAAAUACUGCAUGCAUAACGUGCAUCCCUUAGAAUUGGAACAAACCAUUGAAUGUGAUGAAAAUGAACCGUGCUCCGACGAUGAUCCCGAUGCCGAGGAGGUAAGCGAAACUACCGAAACUGCUGUUGAUGAAGACGAAAAUGAACAUGAAAAUGAAAAUAAUAAUAAUGAUAAUGAUAGUGAUAAUGAUAAUGAAAAUGAAAAUGAAAAUGAUAACGAAAAUGAAAAUGAAAAUGAACACGAAAAUGAAAAUGAAACUGAAUACAUCGAGGAAGUGACGAGGUCAGAGGAAUGGUUGCAGAAAUGUCCGCGAGAAAGAUUUACCGAAUGGUCAAUGUGGUCCCCGUGCAGUUCAAGUUGCGGUCCAGGAGUCAGACUACGAUCUAGACUUCCGAACAAAUCCUGGAGUCACAUGAACGACGCGGAAGAACGUGAUCUUGAGGAAUGUAAAAUUGAACAAGCAUCUUGCGAGGCAGAAAUUCCAAACUGUGAUUUUUCGGAGGAAAUAGCGCGAAGCAUUUGCAGCGAACCGCAAGUCGUUGGUACAUGUAAUGGAAAUAUUCUGCGCGUCUACUUUGACAGUGCGAGCAACCAAUGCAGAUGGUUCGGUUACACCGGCUGUAACGGAAACAGGAAUAAUUUUCCGACAGAACAGGACUGCAAUAACGUCUGCAGUAGAUAUCAAAGAGAACUUCGAGCGAAUCUUUCGGCGGUAAUGAAGAAAUUUAAGGUCUCUCUUAGCAGCGUGCUCUCUUAUCACAUACCUACGCAAGAACAACGUAGCGGAAAAACCAAAAGAGCUAAAUACGCACAAGUAACAGAGGAACCGGACCUUGGAGGGAUCCCAUCUGGUAGCCAAGUAAUCGAAACUACGGAUGAAUAUUCGAGCGAUUCGAUUGACUGCGAAUUUACCGAAUGGGGAUCGUGGUCACCUUGCAGAUCGGACUGCAAAGGCUACACGUAUCGUAACAGAACGAUUAUUCGGGAAGCCGAAAACGGUGGUAGAAAGUGCCCAACCAAACUGCAACAGAAAAAAAGGUGCCGGAAAGUACCACCUUGCUCCACCCGAAGGGGAAUGCGGCGCAGAAGUUAUAACGACUCAUUCUAUGGAUCCAGUGAAGAUCCGAAUCCCAUUGAUUGUGAGGUAUCCUCCUGGUCACCUUGGUCGCCAUGUACAGCAACGUGCGGAUAUUCCGUUCGCCACAGGACAAGAAAUAUAAUGGUUGUACCAGUUGGACAAGAAGCGAAGCUGUGUCCUUCUCUCGUUCAAUUUGCUUCAUGUUCUUCGCCUGCAUGCACCGAAACUCCGAAUCAGUGAAACAAAAUAUUAGUGCGUAAGUUUAAAAUAUGGAAACAUACGUAAUAUGCACGUAAUAAUUUUACGUCCGCAGAUCAUUUGCAAAAAAAAAAAAAUUCAAAAAUGCCAAUAAGAUUUUUCAAUUAUUGGCACUACAAAAUGCGCAUAAUUACACGACAUUACAUUUAUAUUAUAAAUUUAUGAGACAUUCUACUGUAUUUUAUUAAUUAUUUUUGUUAGAAAGGUAUGAUAUUACUACGAGGGUAGAGUGGUGAACUUAUUAUACAGGACUAGUCACGAGCCAUUCUGAUACAUUUUAGUCAUACAUAUGUUAGUUGUACGUACGUACAUUAAAAAUAAAUGAAUUUAGGGAAUAAGUAAACCAUAAAAUGUGAAAGACAUACAUAAUUGGACUUAUUAAAAAUCUAUAUUGGAGCACGAGAAAUCAUACGAGAUAUUUAGGAAACUCCAAAAUCCACAGUACGUGCAAUCCUUUGAGACGAUUGACUCUCGGAAUCACAAUAUGAAUCGUAAAUACAAUCCAACAAAAUGUAGACAUGAUCACAUCAGGCAUUUAUAGCUCUCAGAAGCUGCAUUUCAACAUCAUUGUUUUUCAUUGUACGUCGUAAAAUAAUUCUAAGAAUAAUUUUAGCAAUAAAUGUACCUAACAUUAAUUGUUCGUUUCUUUUUUUUUUUGAAGAAGAAGAAGAAGAUACUUCUUCUCUUUGCACGGAAACGCCAUUUAAAUGCUGACAAACAAAAAUUGGAAGUAUGUAUUGUAAUGUAAUAUACUGUACAAGCAUUAUAUCUUCAUAUACCCGAUAUUGUUAUAGUAAUUUUUUUCAUUUUUAGAGAGUAAAUGUAUAUGGGGCAUUCGACGUCAGAAGAGCCACUUUUUCCAAAAUAUUUUUUGAACUUGAUAAAACUUUCUCGACGUCUUGAGGAGUUUCAGAAAUCAUGCUCAGACCACGUAUUAACGCCCAAAGUCAGAAUUCCCAUAAGCUACGAUUUAUGAUGAGAAUUGUAAAUUUAAACUUUUUUACGAUUUUGGGGUUAAAAAUAAACAUUAUUUUUUAAUUAGUUUCUCCUAUCUUAUUCUGAUGUGUUUUGAUCUCGGCAAUGCGAAUUUGAAAACCAAAUUGAUCUAACUAUGAAAUCGAAAGAUCUGAUUAAUUGCUCCAAAAUGCAAAAAAUCGAGGAUAUGUCGAUGGGAUUUAUUUCCAACUCAAUUUAAUCAACGCAUUCGUGUUUCCUCACAUGUUUCUUAAGCGAAAAUACAUAGGAAAAGCGUUUUGAAAUUAAUUUUGCAAUAAUUUCACAUUUCGCUCCAAAAAAACGUCUAGCCUAUAGCCUUAGAUUUUGCUCGAAAUUCGAGCCAAAAUUUGGCAAAUUUUUCUUAUCGAGUUUUAUAUGGUAUUCUUAUGUGUUUUGGUUUCCGAGACCCCUCAAGACAUCAAGUUCAAAAAAUAUCUUGUCAAAAGUCGCCCGUUUGAUGUGGAGUGCCCCAUAUGUAAAUUGCAUAUCGAUAGAAUUAAGAUACAAGUGAUCGAAUGGAGUAUUUUAAACUGAACAAAAUUUUUGUUUACAGUGUCGAUUGACAAUAACAUAUAAUAUAUACUCUGUAUUCAUAGUGAUUAGUAUUAAUAAGUCAGAUCGAUUGCGGUGAAGACACAUGACAUUAUACGAAUGUAAAUAUAUUAUUAUAUCUAGAGAAUUGCACACAAAUGUUUUUUACAUACUUUGGUCCACAUCAAAACAAUUUUACUCUGACAAAUAAUGGAUAAAUAUUUCUUAGUAUGAUCAUAAGAUCUAUAGGGAUGCUAGGCUAAGGAAAAAAAGAACAGUUUUGUCACACACUCCGUUUAAUCAUGAGAGACAUUUUUCAUUCUAUGUAACAUUGAAUUUAUAAUUUCGCAAAAAUAUAAAUCUAUCAAUAA
Athalia rosae (coleseed sawfly) is the source of this 5544-nucleotide messenger RNA. Its product is annotated as spondin-1. Gene Ontology annotation, molecular function: serine-type endopeptidase inhibitor activity. The record is from RefSeq and is a predicted model, not a curated record. NCBI's taxonomy places the organism in Eukaryota, Metazoa, Arthropoda, Insecta, Hymenoptera, Athaliidae. Gene Ontology annotation, cellular component: extracellular matrix. The transcript has 16 exons. Bases 926 to 3628 code for a protein of 900 amino acids. Gene Ontology annotation, biological process: cell adhesion.